Messenger RNA from Purpureocillium takamizusanense, 3888 nucleotides. Its product is annotated as glucosyltransferase. The transcript is spliced from 7 exons. Lineage: Eukaryota; Fungi; Ascomycota; Sordariomycetes; Hypocreales; Ophiocordycipitaceae. The record is from RefSeq and is a predicted model, not a curated record. Bases 546 to 3554 code for a protein of 1002 amino acids.
CGCAAUUCUUUUCCUCUCCUUCCUCCUUGCUCCUCCUCUUCCUCGCCUUGUUGCACUUAUCCAUCGCGUCUUUUGCCGGCCGCUGCCCGCUCGUCGUCCGCCACCACCACGCGCAGCUGCUCCUCAUCUGCCUCACGACCGCAGCAGCAUAUAUACACGCUUCUCCAACGACGCGCCGUAGGCCCCUCAGCUUAGACACCCAGGUCGCGUGUAAGUCCGCGACGCUGAGCCUGGCCGCCCGCAACGGCCACCACCCAAAGCCGCAUUGCCAACCUCGAACGAAACUGCUCAUCCCGCCCCAACCCCAAAACCUUGCGCCUCGACAUCCAGCAAUCGCGACGUCACGCCGGUCAAACUGCCUGCGCGCCCGCCCCUGCACCGCCUCGCUGCCUCGCAACCACGCGUCGCUGGGCUCAUGACAUCUCACCCUCAACUCCCUCACUCAUCUUGUUUUGUUAGUGUAUGAGGGGACUGCGUCAGCCGCCCGCCCAGGUGUCUCUUCAUCUGCCCCUCGAGGCAAGCAGUCGCCUAGACUCUCGUUCGCAAUGGUGCUUUUCAAGCGAAAACCAGUCAAGUUCCUGCCACCACCAGACAUUGAAGAUGAGAACACAGAGGUCUGGCACAUCCCGCAGACGGGAGAGAUUUUUGCGACAUACGAGGACUAUCUAAACAGAAUGGACUUUUACAAGCAGCGUCGCUUUAAUGAUCAGAUUACCGGCCACUCCGGCCUGACUUUUUUUGAGGCCUAUAGCAGCGAGCUCACCGGCGGUCGCGAGGUCGAAGCCACCUUCCCUGAAGCGCUCAAAGGCCCCAUCCUACGCAAGGUUCAGUUCCAGACCAUCUCGCGCCUGGAUAACCUCGUGGACAUGAUCUUCGAUGAGUUCAAGCACGACUACUAUCCUGGGGAGGACGUAACGGUCACCAUUGAUGGCGGGGAGAGGCUCCAAGGGCUUGUUAGGGACAAGUCGACGUUUGGACCACGGAUACUCGCCGAUGGCUCCCGCACGCAACCAGUCACGCGAUAUCUCGUGGUGAGCAAGGUGGACCCCGAUUUUGAAGCCAUGGUCACCGACGAACACAUCUGCCGCGAACGUGGCGUCUUCACCAAGGCCAUGUUACGCUCCUUCAUCAAAAAGACGGUCACUCGAGAGGCAUGGAAUGGCGCGCCCUGGCUGGUGAAGCACGACUAUGCCGGGCAGUAUCACAUUGACACCCGCGUCCCGCCUCAUUUGCGCUACGACACCAAGCUCCAGGAGCGCAAACAGCUGCAGGCUCAGAAGCGCGCCGCCCCUCACGACGUCAAUGGGCACGGCCUGCACACCGGGCCGGUUCGCUUGCCGGAGCUGAAGCCAGCGCCUAAGAGCCACAAGGGCAAGCACGGCCAGCAGGGAGCCAAGGGCUUGAAGUGGCCGGCCAACAUGUCCGUCAACGGCGUCAACGGCACCCACGACCAUGCGCCCCCUGUCCGGGAGCCAACGCCGCCUCCUCCCCCUCCUCCACCGAAGUACCCGAUCGAGGAUCUGCAACUGGAGCCAAAAGAGGGUAGUGUGCGCCCUCCGCUCAAAUUCAUGUGCAGGAAUCCUCCAGUCGAGUUGAGGAAUGGAGAUGCCAACCCAUCUAACGAGCCAACAAAUGACCAUAUCGACAUGGCCUCAGUCGGCCCUCUCUUAGAGACGUGGGAUACUCUGAAUGUCUAUUGCGAGAUCUUCCAGCUCGACUCUUUUACGUUUGAUGACUUUGUCGAGGCCAUGUCGGUGUCUUCAACAGAGGUUCCCGUUCAGCUGUUUGACGAACUUCACUGCUCGGUGCUCAAGGUCUUGGUAGACUCGGAGCAAGAAGGCGGCAAAGUACGAAUCACGCUACCCGAGCUCGAGGAGGACGACAGCGACGAGGAGGAUGAAGACGAGGACAUGGACGAGACGGCCGAGCCGACGCCGGAGCCGGAGCCCAAGCCGACGGGCCGAGCUACCAGGAGCAGCUUGGCCAAGGCCGAGGCUGAGCGCCUCGCUGCCGAAGCCGCCGCCGCGGAGGAGGAGGUCCUGCGGGCUGAGCUCGAGUCGAAACACCGCGCCGAGGAGCUGUUGCGCGAGUACGACUGGAUCGAGCACCUUCGCAAGCGAGACUUUGCCAACGGCGGGUGGGAGCGUAUCGUCGUCGGCCUGUUCCACCAGCUAUCGAAGAGCGAGCGCCAGGAGAAGCAGUGCGAGGAACUCUUGUUGCAGCUCGUGCCUCCCGAGACGGAGCCGACACAGGAGGCGGUCCGCCAGCGAUAUGGCGAGCUGGACGUCAACUUCCGCGUCAAGGCGCUGCAGCUCCUCUGUAUGCUCACCAUGGAGACCAAGGCGGUCCGCGGGUACAUGGAGGACUGCAGUGAGACGAUGACCAAGUAUCGCAAGGAGCGGAUCGAGUGGCAGAGGAAGCGAAAGCAGGCUGUCGAGGAUUUGCGACUGCUCAACGAGGAUCGUAAGGCGAUGCUCCCUGAGAGCACGCCCGCCGAAGAGUCCAAGGACACGGCCAGCAAAGACGACGAUGUCAAAAUGACGGACGCGGACGACUCGCAGAUGGACCAGGACAACGGCGUCAAUGGCACAGCCAACGGCAACGGGAGCGGCAAAGGCCAAAAGAAGCGCCGCGGUCGCCAGUCGGACAAGCAGCGGAAGCUCGAGGAUGAAGAAGAGCGCAAGGCCAAGGCAAAGGAAGCCGAAGAUAAGGAGAAGGAAAAGGCGCCCAUCGUCAGGCUCCCACCACAGCAGAUGAAGCAGUACAACAAGAUCCUCAAGGAGAUCCAAAAGAAGGAGGACUUCAUCAAAGAGUGCGAGGACGAGGUGGCCAUCAUUGAGAACGACCUGCGUGAGGCCGACUGCCCGAGAACGCGUGUGCUGGGCAAGGAUCGGUUCUGGAACCGGUACUACUGGUUCGAGCGCAACGGCAUGCCGUACGCCGGGUUGCCAAACAGCUCGACGGCGUGGGCCGAGUACGCCAACGGGUGCAUCUGGGUGCAGGGCCCGGACGAGCUGGAGCGGGAAGGGUACAUCGACGUACCUGCGGAGCUGCAAAACGAAUACAGGGCCAAGUUCAACAUGACGGUGCCGGAGCGCAAGGCGAAGGAGGAGGGCGGGACGAGCAUCUUCAACGCGAACCAAUGGGGCUACAUCGCAGACCCAGACAAGGUGGACCAGCUGAUCCGAUGGCUGGACCCGCGAGGGUUCAACGAGUUGAAGCUACGCAAGGAGCUGCUCAACUACCGCGACAAGAUUGCGACGCACAUGGAGAACCGCAAGAAGUACCUAGGGAUCGACGAGGAGAAGCAGGAAGAAGCGGCGGCGGCGGCGACGGCGACUACGGCAAAGCGGACGAGCUCGCGAAUCCGCGAAAAGACGCCGGAGACGCGCAACUACCGGUGCCUGAUGUGGGAGAACACGAUGGCGCUGGAGGAGCUGGGUCAUCUCCACAUGGAGCAGCCGCCGCCACCUCGGUCGAGGAAGCAGACGAAGAAGCGGGAGGCGCAGGGCGAGCCGGCGGGCCGUGGCACGACCAAAGCGCGCAAGAAGUAGCAGGGAUUUGUUUGCGUUGACUUUGUUUUCUUUUCUUGGUGCAUGAGCCGGGCAUGGACAUGGACGCAAUCCAUGGGUUGAUUUUUCUUGCUUUGAUCUAUUUCUGCGGCAAAGCAUGGCGUACUACUGGAGGCCGGACGAAGGGAGGGGUUGGUAAGGUUCUAUCAUGAGGAGCAUAUACAGCCGACGUCGGAGAUGGGAGCGUUGGGCAUUUGACUAGGUUUGGAUGAAGCAGUAACGUAGAUAGAGGCAUGGUUGAAAUGAUGGGAGAGCAUUAUUGAGUGUGCGUGCGUGUCACGAAGAAGAGAGCGUGUGGCCCUUGAACGAGGUGGAG